AUGAAGUUCACCGGAGUUGCCAUUUCCUUCGCUCUUGCUGGCCUUGUCUCUGCUGCUGCCCUCCCUCCUCUUCCUGGCAGCGACGCUGUUGGCGGCCUUGAGAACACCGCCGCUGGUGUGAAGCGUGAUGCGGGUGAUGCCGUCAGUGGUGUUGCCUAUGGUGUCAGUAGCUCUCUGAAUGGAGUCACUGGUAUUGCUGGCAGUGUUGCAGGCACUGGCGAGAGCACCACUGCGGGUGCUGUUGGCACCGUCGAGAAGGGAGUUGCUGGCGCUCUUCCUGGAGCCAAACGUCAACUCGGCCCCGCAGGGGGCGUUGUCGGUGGUGCCACUAGUGCCACCGAGGGUCUCCUUGCUAGCGCUGGUGGAAUGGUCCACGCAAAGCGUGAUGGUGGUGAUGCGCUGAGCAAUGCUGUAUAUGGCACUACUAGUUCCCUGAACGGAGUGACUGGCAUCGCUGGAAGCGUCGCGGGCACUGCUGAGAGCACUACUGCAGGUGCUGUCGGUACUGUUGAGAAGGGAGUUGCUGGUGUUCUCCCUGGUAAGCCAAAGUUCCCUAUGCACCACAUGUAA
Messenger RNA from Penicillium malachiteum, 570 nucleotides. RefSeq lists its product as uncharacterized. The transcript has 2 exons. The record is from RefSeq and is a predicted model, not a curated record. Lineage: Eukaryota; Fungi; Ascomycota; Eurotiomycetes; Eurotiales; Aspergillaceae. Bases 1 to 570 code for a protein of 189 amino acids.